This is a messenger RNA of Sinocyclocheilus anshuiensis, 714 nucleotides long. Its product is annotated as regulating synaptic membrane exocytosis protein 1-like. Gene Ontology annotation, biological process: calcium ion-regulated exocytosis of neurotransmitter; regulation of synaptic plasticity; positive regulation of synaptic transmission. The record is from RefSeq and is a predicted model, not a curated record. Lineage: Eukaryota; Metazoa; Chordata; Actinopteri; Cypriniformes; Cyprinidae. Gene Ontology annotation, cellular component: cytoskeleton of presynaptic active zone; presynaptic membrane. The transcript has 3 exons. Bases 274 to 714 code for a protein of 146 amino acids. Gene Ontology annotation, molecular function: transmembrane transporter binding; small GTPase binding.
UUGCGUCGUCUCCGGGCGUAGAGAUGAUGGGCUUCCCGUAACUGGAGGUGGAGGGGAGAGGCGGGGGGUGGGGGUAGCGAGAAAAGAGGCGGGGUGGGUUGAAAACAAAAGAAAAAACACGAAGAGAAACAAAAGCACAGUUGUGGGUGACUGAAACCAUGCGAGAUUUGCACUACUCUCAAAGAAGGCUGCUCUAUCCGUGGACCAUGUCGUGAGGUGUGGCUCCAGCGCUCGGGAUACUGCCAAUAGAUACGCCUGGGAGCGGGGCAAAAGAUGUCCGCCUCGGUAGGGCCCCAAAGCGGCCCUCGCCCACCCACCGUGCCGGCUCCCAUGCCUGAUAUGCCGGACUUGAGUCAUCUCACGGAGGACGAAAGGAAAGUCAUCAUGGCAGUGAUGGUUCGGCAAAGGGAGGAAGAGGACAAGGAACAAGCCAUGCUAAAGACACUGCACCAGCAGUUUGAGAGUUAUAAGGAGCAGGUGAGGAAGAUUGGGGUAGAAACGAAACAACAGCAGGCUGUCCAUAAAGAUGAUGCACCUACCUGUGGCAUCUGCCGUAAGACCAAGUUUGCAGAUGGCUGUGGGCAUCUGUGUUCCUACUGCCAGACCAAGUUCUGCGCCCGCUGUGGGGGAAGAGUGUCGCUGCGCUCGAAUAACAGUGACUUACCUGAGAAUGGGCUCAUCUCACUGGGCAUGCUGAGGAACAAUCUGCCUUAG